UCUAAUUUCAAAUUCUUUCCUUUUAGAGAUAGAUCUCAUCAAAGCGGAAGAAAAAGAGGGGUUUUUCCUUUUGACGAUCGGAGGCCCUCUUUCCCUAAUCUCUCACAAUUCCUCUCGCCCAUUUUCCACCGAGCAGCCGAUAGUCGAUUUCUACUAUUUCGUCUAUUCAUCCAUCGAAGAUCCACCCCACCUCACAGGUCAAUGGAAAGUAUAAAUUUCUUCAAAUCAUGCACACCACGUGAGGUGGAGGACACGUCUCAAUCACAACCUCAUAUAGACAUUGAAUCAGAAAAUGAUAUAAAUGAAUUAAGAAUCUCUAAUAUAUAUACGAGUGAUUCAGACAUAGAUGAAAAUGCAUCUAAUUUGAAAAUUGGUAAUGAAUUUGAAACAGAAAAAGAUGCAUAUAAGUUUUACAAUAGUUAUGGACGGAAAGUCGGUUUUAGUGUUCAGAUUGAUAUUAGAACUAUAGACCGUAAGACGAGUGUAGUGAAAAUGAGAAAGUUCGUCUGCUCUAGAGAAGGUAAACGACCAUCUGAUAAAUGUGACGUAAAUGUGAAGCAACACCGCGAUGAAACAAGAAUAGGUUGUAAGGCAUACAUGACAAUUAGGUUGGGAGUUAACGGUAAAUAUCAAAUUACCAAUUUUAAUAGUGAUCAUAAUCAUAUACUUGCAUCUCCAGAAGAAUCACAUUUACUAAGAUCACAACGAAAACUUUCUGUAGCUCAAGUAAUGGUAGCUGAUGACUGCGACAGAUCUGGUAUAAAGCCAAAAGCAACAUUCGAUUUAAUGAGCUGACAAGCUGGUGGUCGACAAUAUGUUGGACAUAAUAUGGUAGACUUCAAGAAUUACUUACGGACAAAAAGGAUGAAUGCAAUGAACCAAUUCGAUGCUGAGAAUCUACUGCAAUUUUUCAAAACAAAGCAAGUUGAAGAUCCAAAGUUCUUUUACUCUAUUCAAAUUGAUUCUGAAGAUCGUAUUACUAAUAUUUUUUGGGCAGAUGGAAGAAUGAUUUUAGAUUACGAUCGUUUUGGAGAUGUGAUUUGUUUUGACACGACAUAUAGAACAAAUGAGUAUGGACGACCAUUUGCACCAUUUCUUGGUGUUAAUCAUCAUAGACAAACAAUUUUUUUUGGGGCUGCACUUCUAUAUGAUGAAACCAUUGAUUCUUUCAGAUGGUUGUUUAAAACUUUUUGUGAUGUAAUGUUUGGAAAAAUGCCUCAAACCAUUCUAACAGAUCAGGAUGAGGCGAUGUCAAGUGCGAUUAAAACGGAAUUAAGAAGAACAGUUCACCGUAUUUGUGUUUGGCAUAUGUUUCAAAAUGCGUGCAAACACCUAAGUCAUUUAUUUAAUUCUUCUGAAUCUUUUGGCAAAGAUUUUAGUAGAUGUGUUUAUGGUUUUGAUGAUGAAGGUGAAUUCCACCAUGCAUGGGAAACAAUGAUUCAGAAAUAUGAUCUUACAAAUAAUACAUGGUUGUAGCAAUUAUUCAAUGAAAAAGAAAAGUGGGCAUUAGUGUAUGGAAAAAAAGUAUUUUGUGCUGAUAUGAAAAGCACACAACGUUGCGAAAGUUUGAACAAGGAUUUGAAAAGAUACUUACAUCCAGGGAAAAAUAUUCUCAGAUUUCUUGAACACUUCGAACGAUUGGUGGAUGAUAGAACGAACGCCGGAUUAGAAGCAAAUUUCAAAAUGACUCAAAGUUCACCAACUGUGACGUUUCCUAUUAAUAUCUUGGAGCAUGCAGCUAGUGUCUACACAACAACCAUUUUUAAAUUAUUCCAGUCUGAGUAUACCAACAGUCUUGGUCAAACUGUUGAAAAAUUAGAAGAGUCUGGGAUGGUGAUUAAAUACCAAGUACGUGAAAGUAAAAAUCAUAGAUUCCACAUCGUUACCGUGAACUCAACGGAUGAGUUUUUUGAAUGCAGUUGCAGAAAGUUUGAAUUUAUGGGUAUUUUAUGUUCUCAUAUAUUAAAAGCAACAAAUCAUACCCUCACAAGACUGCCACCGAAAUACAUCCUAAAGAGGUGGACCAUAGAAGCUGCUUCAUAUUCCUUUCCGUCGGUUAAUAGAGAUUGUGGCUUGGAUGGAGACUCUAAGAAACUACGUUCUUAUCGUUAUAAUAGCUUGAUUUCCAACUUUGUUAAGUUGUCAUCAAUGGGUUGUGAAAGUGAAGAGUCAUUUCAAUGUGCUACUAAAUAUUCUGAGUUGAUGCAUCAAGAAAUGCAAAAAAUAUUUAAAGAAAAAGCAAAAUUAAAAGGAAUAUCUUCCAUUGAAGAUUGUUGCAAUAAUAACGAGAGUUAUAGAGAGGAUGAUUGUGUAAUUGAAAAUGUUGACAAUGCACAGUUGAAAGACAAAAUCAUUGAGAUAAAAAAAGAAGCUCACGAAACAAGAAUGAGGAAUCUCAAUGACUUUAACAAAGAAGAUCGUGUAAUUAAAAGAAAAGGAGCUGAAAUUGAUGAAGGUAAAGAAGAAGCUUAUAAAAUCAAGAGAAAAGAGCAAUGUCGUGGUAGACGUAGAUUUAAGAAUUGUUUAGAAAAGGCAAAAACAUAGAAACGCCAAAAGAAAUUGCAGAAAAGUGAACCAAUGCUAUACCCUACUAAUGAAGAUCUCAGAGAUGCGUCAGAUCCAAUCCAUUAUCAUACAUGUAUCACAAAGGGAUACAAUGGUGUUUGUUUGGAUCCCGUGACUAUGUACUUUCAAUCAGCGUUAUCUCAUUCCGUCAUUCAACCACAUCAAUCCGUGCAGGACCAUCUCCAACCCUCGAUUCACUUUCCUAAUAAUUUAAGUUUCACUCAAUUACUUAAGAAUGCUACAAAUUACGCAGCAUUCCAACAUCCUGUGGCAGGUUGUAGUAGUAGUUCAAUAAUUGGAAGAGAAGGACAACAACCAUAAAGGUUUUGUACUAUUAUGUAAUGAUGAUGGUUGUUAGAGAGGAAUAAAAACCAUAAAGCUUUUGUGGGUUUUGCCUCUUGUUGGGCUGGUGAUGAUGAGAUGGGCUUCUGGUUUUUGAAGAGUUGAAUAUGAUUGAGAUUU
Molecule: messenger RNA, 3027 nt
Organism: Magnolia sinica
Lineage: Eukaryota; Viridiplantae; Streptophyta; Magnoliopsida; Magnoliales; Magnoliaceae
Product: protein FAR1-RELATED SEQUENCE 5-like
Exons: 4
Coding region: 1540-2544 (334 amino acids)
Biological process (GO): regulation of DNA-templated transcription
Molecular function (GO): zinc ion binding
Source: RefSeq, a predicted model, not a curated record